CCCGGUCGCGCCAGGCAGGAGGAGGGAAGAGGCGGGCGGCACCUCCCGCGGCGGGAAGGGGCUGCCCCUGACGGGGUGGGUGCGCCGCACCUCGGGGCGGGGUCGCGCGGCCUCCCCCCGCCCGGCUCCCGGUCGCGCUCCCGCCUCCGGGUGGCCGCGGGGCUGCGGGCCGGGUCCGGGUGCCGCGAGCUCGGGCCCCGGCGCCCGGGCGACGGCGCAGCAGCCGCUAUGGGCAACAAGCAGACCAUCUUCACGGAGGAGCAGCUGGACAACUACCAGGACUGCACCUUCUUCAAUAAGAAGGACAUCCUCAAGCUCCACGCACGAUUCUACGAGCUGGCCCCCAACCUCGUCCCCAUGGACUACAGGAAGAGUCCCAUCGUCCACGUGCCCAUGAGCCUCAUCAUCCAGAUGCCGGAGCUCCGGGAGAACCCCUUCAAGGAAAGGAUCGUGGAGGCUUUUUCUGAGGACGGCCAGGGGAACCUCACCUUCAACGACUUCGUGGACAUGUUCUCCGUGCUGUGCGAGUCGGCUCCCCGGGAGCUCAAGGCAAACUAUGCCUUCAAGAUCUACGACUUCAACACGGACAACUUCAUCUGUAAGGAGGAUCUGGAGCGCACGCUGGCACGGCUCACCAAGUCGGAGCUGGACGAGGACGAGGUGGUGCUCGUGUGUGAAAAGGUCAUCGAGGAAGCCGACCUGGACGGCGACGGCAAACUGGGCUUCGCGGACUUUGAGGACAUGAUUGCCAAGGCCCCCGACUUCCUCAGCACCUUUCACAUCCGGAUAUGAGGACACUGCCGAGGGCGCAGGGGCCCUGAGGCCAACCAUCUGGGUCUGCUGUCUACACGAGUGUGACCUCUGAGCUGUCCAGAAAAGAGGCUGCGGCCUCUGGGGUUAGACCCACCAACAUUUUCUUGGCCCUUUCAGCAAAAAAUCCUUAACCAGGGAAGGCGGGUGUGGGGAGCAGGGCCCUUCCCAGGCCCCGCCACAGGCCCUCCAUCUGUGCCGCCGAGCCCCCCAGACCGCAGUCCUCUCCCUGUCAGAAACGGCCCCACUGGGAGGGGAAGGCAGAGACCUCACGGGGCAGGGGAUACGGACGUGUCCCAAGUGCUGGGCAGGCGUCCUGAUGGCCCGGGGCAAAGCAAAAAGGGAAAGAGGACAAGGUUUCACGAGCUAUGCAGUCUUCCUCCAAAACCCACAGCUGGGCUGCCCCCCAGCCCCGCCUGGUCCCCUUCGCCCCCGACCCCCCAAUGUGAAGCUGUGUGGACAGUGGGCCAAGGGCUCUGUCCCUGUCCCUGGCUCUGAGGCCUGGGCACCACGCCCCCCGCCCCCCAAGAGGUGGAAUUCUCACUGGUGCGUGCUGUCCACACAUUUGUGAAUUCCCGGGAGUAAAGCAC
This is a messenger RNA of Neomonachus schauinslandi (Hawaiian monk seal), 1400 nucleotides long. RefSeq names its product calcium and integrin binding family member 2 (gene CIB2). The record is from RefSeq and is a predicted model, not a curated record. The coding region runs from base 229 to 792 and encodes 187 amino acids. NCBI's taxonomy places the organism in Eukaryota, Metazoa, Chordata, Mammalia, Carnivora, Phocidae. The transcript has 6 exons. Gene Ontology annotation, molecular function: calcium ion binding.